This is a messenger RNA of Physcomitrium patens, 1517 nucleotides long. Its product is annotated as peptidyl-prolyl cis-trans isomerase FKBP20-1. Gene Ontology annotation, cellular component: cytoplasm. Gene Ontology annotation, biological process: protein peptidyl-prolyl isomerization. Gene Ontology annotation, molecular function: peptidyl-prolyl cis-trans isomerase activity. The record is from RefSeq and is a predicted model, not a curated record. Lineage: Eukaryota; Viridiplantae; Streptophyta; Bryopsida; Funariales; Funariaceae.
UCCGAACAGGGUAGCUUAACUUCCUGGUCCUCGUGCUCUUUCUUCCCCUCCAUGCCAAUCUUCAUCGCCAUCCCUCCCCAUCUUUGGAUCCGUGAGCAUUUGGGUCGCUGCCGGUUGUGCCAUUUGGGUUUUUAAGCGCAGUCUCUAAGCUUGUUGGGUUAUCUGUAUUGUGGGACGCGCUGUUUGCCGUGCUCAGCCUGGGUUUGUUGUUGUAUGCUUUGGUAGUGACGAAGGUAUCGUUGCUGUGAGAGUCGUGGUUCAGUUGGGUUUUUAGUGUUUAGGGUGCGAGGGAGAAGGCAGGUUGCGGAGUUUAGGUUUUUGGUGAGCAGAGCGAGUGAGUUGGAAUUUGUGUUCAAAGGGUCUGUUGACCUAAUUUUGGGCAUGGCCAUUGAGAUAACUAGUGACCUAAGCAAACAGACCGUGCAUCCUAUUUGUAUUGAUUGGAAGGUCCCGACGACUAUCAAGCUUCCGGAGAAAGUCCUGUUUAGUUUUUGAAAUUUGGCUGAAAGCUCCUACCGAAGUGGUGGAUUUUUGUGAAACUUCGAGAAGCAGACAUGGGUGAUGUAGUGGAUCUGACCGGCGACGGCGGAGUUGUUAAGCAGAUUGUUCGGAAAGCCAGGCCUGGAGCGCUUCAUCCGUCGGAAAAUUUGCCCAACGUCGAUGUACAGUAUGAAGGCAAAUUUGCUGAUACAGGUGAAGUUUUCGAUUCUACGAAAGAGGAUAACACUGUGUUCACCUUCGAGAUUGGAAAAGGGAGUGUUAUUCGCGCCUGGGACAUUGCAGUUAAGACCAUGCAAGUCGGUGAAGUUGCAAUCGUCACCUGUAAGUCUGACUACGCUUAUGGUCAAGCCGGGUCAGCUCCCGUAAUUCCACCUGGAGCGACCUUGGUGUUUGAGAUUGAGCUGCUCAGUGCGCGUCCUCCAAGGGGAUCCACACUCGACAGUGUAGCAGCAGAGAAGGCUAAGCUGGAGGAAGUUCGUAAGGAGCGAGACCUUGCCGCUGCGAAGAAGGAGGAAGACAAGAAGAAAAGAGAAGAAGCUAAGGCGGCGGCUGCUGCACGGAUGCAGGCGAAGAUGGACUCUAAGAAAGGCGGUGGCAAGAAAGGCAAGAAGUAAUCCAGCAUCUGUUAGUUUUUCUUUUUCUUUUUCCCCCAAGUACCCAUUCUUGUGUUUCUCCCUCUGUAGGAGAUAACAUAGCAUGUCUUAAUCUGGCUCUAGUAUAUUCCUUGUGCUCUUCAACAUGGACAAGUAUAAACUUGUAAAUGUACUACUUCUUUUGUAGGAUUGUGUUCCUCAAUUACAGAGGUUUUCAGCAUACUGGUUAGUAAUUUUUCUUGACAUUUCGGACUAUCUCCUUACAUUACAGGUGUUAGUUGAGUAUGUUUAAGGUUCUGUGACUUGAUUAUCUUCACUUCAGACAUCCGGACAAAAGGUAGCUAAUUGUGUGUUCGUCGCAAGAAUUUACCACCAUUGGUUUGCAUUAUUGAUUAAUGAACUGGAAGUUGUUUGUUUACUCUU